AUUGUGGGAAGAUGGUUGCUGUCUGCUAAGAUACAAAUUUCGUCUGGUUUUUCUCGAUUAUCAACCGUGAUGUGGGUGUUUGGAUAUGGUUCGUUGCUCUGGAAGGUAGACUUUCCGUACAAGGACAAGAAGAUGGGAUACAUCGAGGGAUUUACUCGCAGAUUUUGGCAGGCGAGCCACGAUCAUAGGGGAAUCCCAGAAAAGCCUGGACGCGUAGUUACACUUGUACCUUCUACAGACCCAAAGGAGAAGUUAUGGGGAAUGGCAUAUGAGAUUGCUGAGGAAAAUGUUGAAGACGUUAGCAAACACCUUGACUUUAGGGAAAAGAACGGAUACCAGUCAUUUUCUGUGCAAUUUACUCCAAAGGAUGACCAAGCCAAGUUUAACUUAAAGAUCUACAUUGCCACAGAGGAUAACUUUGCUUUCUUAGGGCCAGCAAAAUCAGAAGAAAUCGCAGCUCAAAUUUAUGAAUCUGUUGGGCCAAGUGGAAAAAACACUGAAUAUUUGUUUGAAUUGGCCAAUUCAGUUCGAAAUCUCUUCCCUCACACUGCAGAUGAUCAUUUAUUUGAGUUGGAGAGGCUCGUGAAACACAUGUGUUCUGCCAGUUGUACAACCUCUUAGUAGAUAGGAAGCCUGAUGUUUGGUGGGGGAUCUUGCUUAAUUCCAAAU
Messenger RNA from Owenia fusiformis, 669 nucleotides. NCBI's taxonomy places the organism in Eukaryota, Metazoa, Annelida, Polychaeta, Sabellida, Oweniidae. The record is from the annotation of a GenBank genome assembly.